GUCAUUUUCUCUUCGUCUCGAAACCCGGUGAAAAUUUUUGUUUAUCAUCUCAUAAAUCUGGUGUAAUCAUCCCAUCCGGAGGAAAAUCCUUGAAAUAUCUUUAAUCCCAUUUAACUCUCGCUCUCUUGAGCCAAAAUCCUUUGUGACAAUGCGGGAAAUAGUGCACAUUCAGGCUGGCCAAUGCGGAAAUCAGAUCGGCGCCAAGUUCUGGGAGGUGAUUUCUGAUGAGCACGGAAUCGAUCCCACGGGAAAAUAUCGUGGAGACUCAAGCAUGCAAAUAGAGCGAAUCAACGUUUACUACAACGAAGCAUACGAGGGAAAAUACGUGCCCCGAGCGAUUCUGGUGGACCUAGAGCCCGGGACAAUGGACUCCGUACGAUCGGGUCCCUACGGGCAACUAUUUCGCCCCGACAACUUUGUAUUCGGCCAGUCAGGGGCCGGCAACAACUGGGCGAAGGGCCACUACACCGAGGGCGCCGAACUCACCGAUGCUGUCCUGGAAGUGGUGAGACGGGAGGCCGAGAACUGCGAUCGCCUCCAGGGCUUUCAGCUGACCCACUCGUUAGGGGGUGGAACGGGCUCAGGAAUGGGAACGCUCCUGGUAUCCAAGAUCAGAGAGGAGUAUCCGGACAGAUUGAUGUCGACAUUCUCAGUGGUGCCGUCACCAAAAGUCUCGGAUACUGUUGUGGAGCCCUACAAUGCCAUCCUCUCCUGUCAUCAGCUAGUGGAAAAUACCGAUCAGACUUAUUGCAUUGACAACGAGGCCCUCUACGACAUCUGCUUCCGCACCCUAAAGCUCCCAACCCCCUCCUACGGUGACCUGAAUCACCUCAUCUCCCUCACAAUGUCCGGUGUCACCACGUGCCUGAGAUUUCCCGGACAACUCAACGCCGAUCUCCGUAAAUUGGCAGUCAAUAUGGUGCCAUUUCCUCGUCUCCACUUCUUCAUAACCGGCUUUGCACCACUGACGUCACGCUGUUGCCAGCAGUACAGGACCCUCUCUGUACCGGAGCUCACGCAGCAGAUGUUUGACUCGAAGAACAUGAUGGCAGCUUGUGAUCCGAAACAUGGAAAAUACAUGACAGUCGCUGCCGUUUUCCGGGGGAAGAUGUCGGUGAAGGAGAUUGACGAGCAGAUGCUCAAUGUUCAGAAUAAAAAUGGUCCUUAUUUCUGCGAGUGGAUUCCCAACAAUGUGAAAACCGCAUCCUGCGAUAUUCCCCCCAGGGGUUUGCAAAUGUCAGCGACUUUCAUCGGAAAUUCUACGGCUAUUCAUGAACUCUUCAGGAGAAUUUACGAUCAAUUCACUGCUAUGUUCAGGAGAAAGGCUUUCCUCCACUGGUACACUGGUGAGGGGAUGGACGAAAUGGAGUUCACGGAGGCUGAGACCAACAUGGGGGAUCUCAUUUCUGAUUAUCAACAGUAUCAGUGGAACAGUAUCAUCGAUAGUAAUUAUGAGGAUGACGAUUGAGGAAGCUCAGCGGAUAAACUUGUGGGGACAAUUGCAACGGUGAUGGGGUUUCUUUGAGACAAUUUUACUGGGGAUUAAAUUUAUUGUUUUAGCAGAAGUGGUGCAGUUAUUUAUCGCUGAGAAUUCUCGAGAAGAAUAAAAAUUUAUGUGAAUUCCCGCACCUUUACUACACCUGUUUCAUAUUCAUGUAUUUAAUUAUUGGCUUUGUAAACGAUUUUACACGUCUUUUUAAUCGAUUGAUUCCCAUAUUUCAUUCUGAGUUCUCUUUCUAAUGAAUGAAUUAACGAGAUGAAUGACAUUAAUUCAAAUGCACAUGUGAUUUAAUUAGACAUCUACUACGAUUUUGAUAAAAUGCAAUCGGUUGUCUCAUUUUCCUUUUCUUCGUCGAUUUUUUUAUAGAAUUUCACAACUCCAACGAUUCGCUAAAUUCAGGAAAAUUUUCCAAAUGUCUUUCGCAUGUUUCUAUGGCGAGCAAAAUAAAAAUUCUCUCAAAUUUUAGCCAUCACC
This is a messenger RNA of Diachasmimorpha longicaudata, 1975 nucleotides long. Its product is annotated as tubulin beta chain-like. Lineage: Eukaryota; Metazoa; Arthropoda; Insecta; Hymenoptera; Braconidae. Gene Ontology annotation, molecular function: structural constituent of cytoskeleton; GTP binding; GTPase activity. The record is from RefSeq and is a predicted model, not a curated record. Gene Ontology annotation, cellular component: cytoplasm; microtubule. The transcript is spliced from 2 exons. Bases 149 to 1468 code for a protein of 439 amino acids. Gene Ontology annotation, biological process: microtubule cytoskeleton organization; mitotic cell cycle.